Anastrepha ludens (Mexican fruit fly) is the source of this 1745-nucleotide messenger RNA. Its product is annotated as putative inorganic phosphate cotransporter. Gene Ontology annotation, molecular function: transmembrane transporter activity. The record is from RefSeq and is a predicted model, not a curated record. Lineage: Eukaryota; Metazoa; Arthropoda; Insecta; Diptera; Tephritidae. Gene Ontology annotation, biological process: transmembrane transport; monoatomic anion transport. Bases 23 to 1507 code for a protein of 494 amino acids. Gene Ontology annotation, cellular component: plasma membrane. The transcript is spliced from 4 exons.
AAUUUGAGUAGAAACAAAUGCAAUGGUGCCUACUUUGGAAAAUUCACCUCUUUUUGGAGUACGUCAUCUGCAGGCUCUGCUGCUAUUCUUCAACAUUGUUGUUGUCUAUAUUUGUCGUCUGAACGUCUCAGUAGCUGUAGUCGCAAUGACCAAUGCCAACACAACAAAUCCAGAUUUUCCGGAAUACGACUGGAACGAGCAGCACAAAUCGUACAUACUCUCUAGUUUCUACUGGGGUUACGUGUUCACACAAUUCCCCGGCGGUUAUCUGAGUCGCCACUACGGCGCCAAAAUUACCAUUCUCAUCGCCACACUAGGCUCUGCUGUUUGCAGCCUCAUUACGCCCCUCUGUGUACGCCUUGGCGGUUGGCCCAUCUUUUGCGCCAUACGCUUACUGCAGGGUUUAUUUCAGGGUGUCAUCUUUCCCGCCAUACACGACCAUCUCGCCAAGUGGUCUCCACUGCAUGAACGCAAUCUCUUAGGCGCGCUCAGCUUGUCUGGCACCGAUUGCGGCACUGUUAUAGCGCUGGCAUCUAGCGGUCUCAUCGCCAGUAGCUCCAUAGGAUGGCCUGGAAUUUCCUAUGUAUCUGCGUCGGUCUGCCUUGUUUGGUGCGUAUUUUGGCUUGUGUUUGGCGCGGAUAAUCCGCCAUCAUCGAAGUUCAUCUCACCGCAGGAGUGCAAGUACAUUGAGACCUCACUUGAGCGCAACGAUGGUUUUCAUCAGCAAAAAAUUCCAGUGCCUUGGCGUGCAAUCUUCACUUCUGUGCCUUUUUUAGCCUUUCUAGUGGGGCGUUGUGCUGAGGCUUGGGGUUUUACUACCCUACAAGCACAAAUACCCUCUUACAUGAAUGGUGUUUUACAUAUGGAAAUCAAGAAGAAUGGACUCUUUUCGGCACUACCCUACCUGACAAUGUGGAUAUCAUUGUAUGUCUACUUGGCUAUAGCGAAUUUUCUCACCAAGGGGAAUAUUCUUUCGCUGACUGCGAUGCGCAAGACGAUCAACACAGUUUCGCUUUGGAUACCAGCACUUUUACUUAUCGGUAUAGGUUUCUUGGACUCGAGCCAACAAGCGUGGGCCAUUGCGCUGAUGACACUUAAUGUGGGCAUAAAUGGUGGCUCCACCAUCGGUUGUACACUGAAUACGAUCGAUCUGGCACCCAACCAUGCGGGCAUUCUCAUGGGCUUAUCAAAUACUAUUGUGAAUAUUGUGCCGAUCUUGUCACCGCUACUUGUAGGCGUAAUUGUGACUGAUAAGCAUAAUCGCACGCAAUGGCAAAUUAUAUUCGCAAUCGCUGCAGUGAUUUUCUUUCUGGGCAAUCUGGUCUACAUUAUUUGGGGCACUUCAGAGACUCAACCGUGGAACGCGUCUGACUUUGAAAGUGAAAGCGACUUGGAGAAAGCAGCGCAUAAGCAAACAGGUACAGAGGCAACAGUAAAAAAGGAGGGAAUAAAGGAGAAACAAGAGGCUGUCGAAAGUGGCAAUGUUGUAGAGAGAACAAGACUUUGAAAUACUCUUUUAAAAUAAUAUUUAGUUAAGUUAUAUUAUUAGUAGUAUUUAAAUAUAUUUAUAAUAAAUGAAUGCGUGAUCUGUAUAUCUUAGAUGGAUAUAAGCUUUAUCGUUAUUGUUGUUCAUAAGAAUUCAUUUAUGUAUUUGUUUGUCAAAAACAAGUUCAUUACAUAUUGAAGUCAUUUAGCCAUUGCAUUUGUAAUAAAUAGGCAGGAAACAUAAUAAAGUUAUAAUAAAG